AUGUCCAUUGAAAUGGACAGUGGGAAUAUCGGCUUUUUGGAUGACGGAACAAUUAGUGAUAUAGAUAUAUUGAAUAGUGAGUCAGAGAAUGAACUUGAAGAUUUAUUAAAUAAAUUUGCGAAUGAUGAUUUCUCUUCCGAACUCGAUAAUGAAAUGCUGGCUAAUACAGAAUUAGACUUGCACGAAGAAGACGACCAAACAACAAAUGAAACUCAGUCUGGGAAUGAAGUCUUUGAUAUAUCACCAAUGCAGUUUCUAUUUGUCAAAAAAAAAGAUAUAAAAUGGAUAAAUAAACCAUUUCAAGAGCCAAAUAGAUUUUAUUCUAUUCGACAAAAUAUUCAUAUCAUCAACAAUAUGGAUAUAGCUCGUGAUAAUACCGAUAAAUUUGUAAAAAUUCGUCCAUUAUUUGAUGCGCUAAAUAAUCGAUGUAAACAAUUACCAGUGGAACGAAACAUUAGUGUUGACGAACAAAUAGUUCCUUUUAAAGGUCAAUUAGUUAUAAAACAAUAUAUGAAAGGAAAACCGAAUCCGUGGGGCAUUAAAAUAUUUUUACUUUGUGGUCAAAGUGGCAUUGUCUAUAACAGUGGUUCUCAACCGCCGGUCCGCGAUAAAAGAGAUGCCGGUCCGUAUUGUGUUGUUAUCUGA
This is a messenger RNA of Sipha flava (yellow sugarcane aphid), 645 nucleotides long. RefSeq lists its product as uncharacterized. The record is from RefSeq and is a predicted model, not a curated record. The transcript is spliced from 3 exons. The coding region runs from base 1 to 645 and encodes 214 amino acids. Lineage: Eukaryota; Metazoa; Arthropoda; Insecta; Hemiptera; Aphididae.